CAUCGACCAUUCUCAUCUUCAUUCCCCCUUUCCCCUUGAAUUCAGGAGAGACAACUCGCUGAUUACUAUUCUUCCAGACCAUCGUCGCUCUCGUCCCGAAUUCGAACAGCCCAACCGCCUGGAUCGAGAUGGCAGGAUUUUGUCGGAGAUGUGGCGACAUAAUCAGAGGCAGUGAUUCCCGAUGCAAGUGUGGUGGCUCCAGUGCUUCUUCACAGGUGACCAAGGCUAUGUUCGAAACAACUGAUGGAUCGCCCAAGCAUGACCGAUGGUUAAAGACCUAUGGAGAAAGGCGCAGCGUGAGCCCAGCCUCGGCCCUCGCCUCCCGAUCUCAAUCCAAGCCGACUACGCCGUCUCAACUUCAAAAAGCUUGCUUGUCUUCACCUGGAAUCUCAACUCAACCGUUGGCACCAGCUUCUGGAAAAUCGCGAGAUAGUUUAGCCGACCGAAGCCUAAACAUCAUGCCUUCCGAAACGGCCGCUCCACCCACUCUUUCGGAAGAACCCAUCUCCGAGCCUAUCGCGCCCAAGGAAGUCAAGCGUGGCUUGUCGGUCAAGUCCUCUGCCCGGGCUCAUGUGCGCUCUCUAACCGCAAACAUGCCUGAUUCGGUAGAUCUUUCGGCCGCGGAAGAGGAAGUUUUGACAAACGUUUUUGGCUCAGUCUUAGAUCCUCAUGAAACUCGCGGUCGGUGUGGCGCGUGUCAGCAAAUCUUCAAACGCGAAGGUAAGAUUUAUCCAGAUCCUAGACGAGAAGACGAGAGUGGACAAUGGGCAGGCGUAUUUUAUUGUCGAAAAUGUUAUGUUCAACGGUUCAGCCGUGGUAAAUGCGCGUCUUGUCAACAUACCAUUGUUGGAGAUGAGGGCACCUUCAUUCAACUUGGGAAAGGAGGCUGUGAUGGGCUAUGGCAUAAGAAAUGUUUCAAAUGUGUUCAUUGUCAAACAGACGUCUCGAAUUCACCCAGUGUCGAUCUCAGCGGAAAUCCAUGUUGUGACGAAUGUUUUGAAAAACCUCAGCACUCAAAGGCAACCUCCAAACCUUCUAUGGUCACAGACAUCCCUGAUUUACGUGUCCAACCAGUCGGUCAAAAUCGUACGAAGCGCAUCAGCAUCAAUAACUCACCAGCAGCUCAAAACAUCAGACCGGCCGUCGAUGAGCUACGGAAUAAGCUGAGGAAGGCUGGAAUCGAAAAAGAACCCGCCCGCCCAUCCAUUCCAUCACUCGCGGGCGCCGGGAGCACAACACAUAAGAAGCAUGAAAAUGGCCUAUCGGCUUCCGUUACCCCCACCAUCUUGCUGCCCUCCGUCAAGCCUUUGUCGAUAGUCAAACCCAAUCUCAAAUCUCCAAAAGCAGACGGUCUUCGUACUUCCACCAGUACGAUGUCGUCGUUUAGAUCUAGCCCCAAGAUAACUUCAACGGCAACACAACAUGUGUUGUCACCUUCAGCAAACCCGCUUUGCCCAACUUGCAAGCUAUCUCUUUUCCGGCCAUCUUUGAACCAAACAUCGUCUGAAAAAUCUUCCGGUGGUGCUGCGGAGAGAAUUGGCGGAACGUUGGCCACCUUGCCUGCUACUGGAGAGACAUUUCAUGUCCACUGUCUCAAAUGCGAUGACUGCAAGCAGGCGUUCCCCAACCAGAAAUAUGUCCUUCUCGAUAACCUGAAGCUGUGUGAGCGAUGUGUUGCGCAAAGGGAUAUGAUUGCGGCUCAAGAAAAGUUCGAGAAGAUGAGCGCAAAGCUGGCAAAACAAAGGGAUGACUCGGUGUCCACUCGAUUUCCAGCUUACCAAAGCUCCAAGGCCACCAAGGAAUGGCAUCUGGCCCACUCCGAAUCCGUCAGCCCCUCGUUCCCGUCGUCCCACUCAUUCCAAUCCACCCAUUCGAAUCAUCAAGCCGGCGGAACUGCCUCAAUGACUAAAAGCGCGUCCGAGAAUCCUCAGCUGCUCAAGAAAGUCUCGACCUCGCCCUUUCUGGGUGGACAGGAUGGGAGCUUCAAAAUCCCGUCACCGAUGACCAAGAGCCUGAGUGCGACCCGCUUUGGAGGCCAGUCGAUCUGUCCCGGAUGUUCGAAGCCUGGAACGAUCACGGAGACCAAACUAGGACCCAAUGGUCAACGCUGGCAUUUCAAGUGUCUGAAGUGCGUCCAAUGCCAUAAAUCACUCGACUCGGGCGCCAAGACGUUCGACGACUCAGCGGCCGUUGGAUGUAGGGACUGUCUGGGUAAGGCCAGAGCCAAUAAACGUGCGAGUACAUCAAUGCAACUCCGUUGAUUGACUUUCACUUCGUUGAGCGAUGUAUGUGUCGCGUGUCGGCUCAAUUUCCUCCGAGCUAGCUAUAUGUCCAAGUGGCACUGUCAUUUGCUUUCCGACUGAGCUCACAGGCGAGCCGUAACAAAUUCUUAUCUUUCGCUCACUGAUCUUUGUAUGUAUGGUAACCGAGAACUAAUAUGAUGAUUGUAAGGCGAUACUUGCAGUGACCUAAUAUUAAUUGUAUCAUCGCAUCGUUUUUCUCCUGUUGGUUUUCUUUCCUCUCUUCUCAUUGUUUAUCAUAGUUCUUGUCACCCCUAGUUGAUUUCCUGUGCGACCGAAAUAAUUGACUUUUUUUCUUUGUUGUCUUUCUUGCCAAUCAGCAUCUCAUACGUAAUUCAUGUAGAAAAUCACUCAACAUGUGACUCGUGUAAUAACAGAUCAACCAAUCCAUUCGCUGAUUGGAUCCAACA
Molecule: messenger RNA, 2710 nt
Organism: Puccinia graminis f. sp. tritici CRL 75-36-700-3
Lineage: Eukaryota; Fungi; Basidiomycota; Pucciniomycetes; Pucciniales; Pucciniaceae
Exons: 4
Coding region: 129-2261 (710 amino acids)
Cellular component (GO): nucleus; Z disc
Molecular function (GO): transcription coregulator activity
Source: RefSeq, a predicted model, not a curated record